CCAUGGCUGAAGUAUUUUGAUCAUCAGUGCAAAUGAACGGUCUAGAAAAUAAAGAUGUUGCUUCGUGAAUCCACAAACAUGGCGGAAACGGUCGACAGAGGGGGCGAGUGUGGCUCGGCUGCGUCUGACGGCACCGACUCGUUCCCCAGCGAGGAAUACGAGUGCAAAAUAUGCUACAACUACUUCGACUUGGACCGCCACACUCCCAAACUGCUGGCCUGUUCCCACACCUUCUGCCAAGAGUGCCUCGACGCGCUGCACUCCCGGGACGGUCGAAGAUGGAGAAUCGGCUGCCCCGUGUGUCGCCACCGAACUCCGGUACCGGAACAUCGGGUUCAAAACCUCCCCGACAACACCGCGGUGACAGACGUGCUCCCGCUCAAAAAGCACGAAUGUGUGAACCAGGCAAACACAGAUGAUGACUACACGGGCCCGGCCGUCUCUUUAGCAGCCUCCCAAGAGAGCAACGACAGCUGUCAGACUUGCAAACAAGUUGCGUUUACGACGGGCUGCGUGUGCGCCAUCUUCUCCUUCCUGUCCAUGGUGGUGUUGUUGUUCCUGGGCCUCAUCUUUGUACACAACUUCAAUCACACUGCGUCGCUAGUCGGCCCCGUGUGUUUGUUUGCAGCCAGUGUCCUCGCACUGUUUUCGCUCAUUCUCACUUGGUUACUGUGCAUGUUGAAGUACCGGCCUGAAACCGAAGCAAGCAACUUCAGUUCCCUCAAUUCUAAUAUGAUGUGAUCCUCCGGCUGCAGAGCCGGGAUACAUGAACUUGGCCUGGCCAGGAUAAUAAAAGGGAGACCUGUUUAUUUAUUUCACAUUAAGACAUCCUUAUAGAUGUCCUUAAUGCCCCAUGUCAGUACUGAUGGACAUGAAUGAAGGACUCUAACUGAUUGCAUCACAAAGACCUUUGAGUACAGGUUUCAUUAACAAUGAAGUUGAAACUAGGUUUAUGACACAAUAGAAUAUCUUUAGUCUGGGCUCCAAUAUGUGACCAUCCACUUUCACGUUGGUCGUUACAAUUUCUGAAGGCCUGUCACAUAUGACAGUGAGUCUGUGUAAACCCCAGUACUGAGGUCAGUGGACCCUCGCACCUUAGAGGAUUUUUCUCAAAGUCAAGACUCUACAUAGGCCUUUUUCAUAGAAGACAUUUUGACAUGUGAAAGUAUGAAAAGUGCAGCUGUAUAAAUGAUAAAAUGAAUGGUGGCUGUUUUCUGUUUACCUGCUUCAGUUUCAGGGUCCUGGUCUUGUGCAUGCUGGCUCACUGUCACGCUGUCAUGACUUAGUGGGACUAGAAUAUAGAAAAGCAUUGUCAUUAAUGUUCUUAGUGAUAACUGUGCUUUUCCUGUUGUCACGAGCCAAAAUGUCUGCUGUGAAAAAGGUCAAUAUUGACUGAAAUUGAUAGCCGUAUAAGUCUUGUAUACUAUCUAGUAGUAGUAGCCCUUAAACAUUUCAACUGUAUCUUCGGCAUAUACAGUAAAAGUAAACCAUUUUAGGAUAAGUUGAGAUACAUUAUAUGCGAAGCUCCAAUGCCUCCCAUACUGUUUGAUUUUCUUACAGAAUCCACCUUUUAUAUGCAACUUGAUUAUUAUUUAUUUUUAACACUUUUGAACAAAAUGCACUUCGGGCUUGAGUUCUUGUUUGAGUGAUGUACAAAUGUGUGAGUGUGUAGUGGUAUGUCAUGCAAUGACAAACGCUUACACAGAAGACCUACAAUCACCAAAAGAGCACUUUAACUUGGCUUGCUAAUGAAAAUAUUAGCAACCAUAGGCUGGAAUAAUGGGAAGAUAGCUCAUUAAAGCGGUUUCCUCCCCUAGUUUCCUCCCACAAUUCUUUGUUGCACUGAAACUAUUUAUAUAACAAAUUUCAUAAGGUGCUUGGAGGCUACUGUGCGAGCAGGUGUGCAUGUAUGCGAACAAGAAUGUGUCAAGCUGUUGGUAUGUAACUGAUUUAUUAUAAUCUUCUUGUGCCACCACCAUCUCUAACAACAUGGCCCAUUGUGCCAACGACAGAACCUGUUUACCCCAUAACCACCUCUGUGUUAUUACACUGGCUCCCUGUGGUGGACCUGGACAGCAGGGAAUGCCAGGCCAAUGACCCUGAGGGGACAUGAGCCUUCACAAGAUGAGAGAAAUAACUUUGGGGUAGGGGGCCACAAUAAGAAGUGAUGUAAAGUAGCGAGACAAUAGAAGUGCAGAUGACCUCCUAGGGGUCUUGAAUCAUCUGCUAGGCUUAUGUUUGCUUUUCCAAGUCAUAUAAAUUGCAAGAAGAUAUAAACUCCACUAACAACUUGGUCCACGCCCAGAUCACUCUCA
Toxotes jaculatrix (banded archerfish) is the source of this 2315-nucleotide messenger RNA. Its product is annotated as E3 ubiquitin-protein ligase RNF186-like. Gene Ontology annotation, biological process: protein ubiquitination. The record is from RefSeq and is a predicted model, not a curated record. The transcript has a single exon. Gene Ontology annotation, molecular function: ubiquitin protein ligase activity. NCBI's taxonomy places the organism in Eukaryota, Metazoa, Chordata, Actinopteri, Toxotidae. The coding region runs from base 55 to 741 and encodes 228 amino acids.